GUAAAACACUCUUCUCUUUGCGAUCAAACUAUUUCAAACUCCGCUACGUCACGCAUUUUCUGCAUCACCACCACUAAGACCACCACACGACCUUUGUAUUCCAUGGCUCUCCGCGGCGCUCCUCCUCACUCAGGCCCGGCCUACAUUCCCCAGAGCCAGUCCCAGCUCCGUGCCAAAAAUGACCCUAACGAGUCCGCCUUCUCGCGCUUCAUCCGCACGGAAAUCAUGGCCCCCGAGAAACUGAGCGGUAACAUCAGCCUGGUGACCGGUGUCGGGGCCUUCGUGGCUGGAAUUGUGGUUAUACGAACAUGGGGCGAGAUGAUGAUCCCAGCCUAAAAUCUAGACGCGGCGCGACACGCAGCUCUGCCAUCUUACUGUUCACCUUGCUGCCUCAAAUCCCAUCCCAUAUCAUCUGUAUAUUACAUAUUGCAAGCCGAGACAUGCAAGAAUCUUUAAUGAAUGCGUACUUUGCACAUCGUGUUAUGAAUUCACGGUCGUGCUUCAACGGUCUACCUCUCCAUUCGCCUACCUCUUUGCUCUCGUGGUCCCUCUGCUGGAGGUAUCCCCAUACCGGCUAGACGUGACCGAGCAAAGGAGUUGGGAGUCAAGGGCAUCUGCAUAACGCUCACAACGGAGUCGUGCCGAGGCGAGGAACUAGACAAGCCCAAUUUCGGCCUGGAGACAGGACGCGGGAGACGAGAACCGAGGGACUGUGACCGUUUGAGAUUGCUGGGGAUACUCGGUGGUGUAACGACGAUUCUGAAUUUGGGAGGAUCGCCCACCCUGGAGCCGCUGGAGUGGCUCAUGCGCGAUUCCACGGAGUGAUCUUUCCUGCGCGACUGUGCGGCUGAGGCGGCGGGUGGAGACCCAGGGCCGGCACUGGGAGAGCGUGGUAGAGGCUUGCUCUCUCCUUGAGGCUGUCCGUCAGUACAUGAGACUGAAAAGCACGGACCACGCACGGGCGGAUCGCCAGGCACCCUGAGAGUUUGAGCGUGCUCUGCCAAUCUCGCGCUGAGAAGGUAAUCUAUCUGCAACGUUAUCGAGCUGCUGUAGAUAGACUCAGUCCCUCUUAGAUAGAGUGUCGAACGGGCCGCACCUUUCUUCUCUUAUGCAUCGUAAAGGCACUGCCGCAUUCAGUCGUGACGGAGCGGAUGGAUCACACAUGGCAUACCGGAUCUGCAAGCUUCGGCACCUACAGGACGCAGCCGCGUCAUAUAUCCCAAGGGCCGUGGCCUCAGAGAGCUCGAUGUGCAUGGCAUGUCUGACCAGCGCCUGCAGGUGAGGAAUCGUAAACUCGGUCGAUAUCAACAGCAGAUAACUGAGCACAGCAGGAGCGCGCUGCAGAGCCGUGUCCAGCGAGAGAGAAUAGAAGUACUGCAUCAGGGCCAGGGUUACAGGAUACGACUGGGUCCAAAAGCAGCUCGUCAGGGUGAGUGUCAACUGCGUGCGCUUUCCAUAAUGAAUCUUGCUGGGCUGACCGCCGCUGAUCAUGGAAUAAUGUUCGCGGAACCAAGGCCACGCCUGCGCCAGUCGCUGCUUACAGCAGCGGAUCUGGCGCUUAUCUUCGCAGACAAACGCGAAAUCCAUGUUCUGCCCACUCUCCAGCGACAAGAGCCGACGCAGUUGAUCCACGCGACAGAGCUUGUGCGACGGCGGCUGGUAGAUUCCGAUUGCCUCCAAGUCGACGGUGACCAGUGUGUCCCAGAAAAUCGGAUGCUGGGGACCCACCGCCGAUUUGAGGCUGGCAAAGAAGUAGAGCUUGCUCUGCGCAUGGGAGAUGCAGGCUCUCGCCCAGACCCCGUCCUGGAGCGUCCGGCCGAGCGCGGCUGCCGUCCAGAUCUUCGUGGCCAUAUCGAAUGUACGAAUCACCAGACGAUUGUCCUCCGCAAUUCCCAGGAGAAUCAGACUGUUUCCAAGAAUGGCGUUGCUGGGACAGCGCAACAGAGGAAGUCGGCCAAUUGCGUCAGGUGGUGUGCCCUGCACCUGAAUACGCCCGUCGGUCAACGGAGACAGGACGUCGAUUCUGGGGCGCGAGACUUCUCCCUGGGAGAAAUGUCAUGGAGUAUCCACUUUGAAUGCGGUCCACGCACCAUGUGAUAGACAUGGAUAUCGCACAGAGACUGCUGAGUAGCGUGUUCCGAAUACGGUAGCGGGACGGGCUGCGGUGCAACGUGGGCAAGUUCCUGGGUACGUUGUCUAAACGUUUUUACGUGCCAGCGAGAUGUCGCCACGGCCGACGUUCCGGAAUGGACAAAAUGAAGAUAAGUAUGCCGUCGGACCCAUUCGUGCUUCUCCAGAUCAUACACACAAAUAUCAUCCAACAGCUGUCCUGGAAAGUUUUCGCCCCCAAACACGAGGAGAUGGUUACCUGACACACAGCUUAAAUGAGAAUAGCGCGGCUGAAUGACAGGGAGGGAUGCAGGAAAGGCAAUAAUAGGAGGUGCGCGCGAAGGCAAAAGCCAGGAAUGUGUCGAGAGGUCGAAAAGCUGCACGUCGCUGAGAGUUUGGGAUGCUUUCGAUCCUUUGCUGCGAGUCUGUCCACCGAAGACCACGAGAUAGUUCUGCC
Molecule: messenger RNA, 2566 nt
Organism: Mycena citricolor
Lineage: Eukaryota; Fungi; Basidiomycota; Agaricomycetes; Agaricales; Mycenaceae
Source: the annotation of a GenBank genome assembly